AUGAGUGAUGCAGAAACAUAUAGAUCAAAAGUUCUUGAGCCUCUCAUAGUAGUGGUGAAUUGCUUGCAGAAAACUGAUGGCUUGUUUGUAGUGGAAGGUGUCGAAGAAGCUUUGAAGACUGUAGUUUGGUGGCUUCGGUGUUCUGAGAUGGGGAGCUUCAUCCUACCGUGGAGGUGCUUGGGUGUGGCUAGGUUCCGGUUGACCAAGAGGUCACCGUUGGCCUGCUUGAGCUGCGGGAGAAGCUUGGUUUGGAUCUAG
Molecule: messenger RNA, 258 nt
Organism: Arabis nemorensis
Lineage: Eukaryota; Viridiplantae; Streptophyta; Magnoliopsida; Brassicales; Brassicaceae
Source: the annotation of a GenBank genome assembly